AUGCCAUUCAUCUACUUGCCUGCUACGCCGACCACCGUCCGGCAACACAUGUCUCAACCCAUCAAUGCCCAAGAAGCAUGGGAUUCCUUCAUUGCCUCUCGGUUCGAUCAUGAAGUCAAAGAUGGCGCCACCGACUCGCUGGAAGCGCGCCUAUCAACGUUAGAUCUUGAGUUGAAUGUCUUUCAGAAGCAGCUGGUUGUAGCGAAGAGGCGCAGAAACUUCGCGACACCUGGCUGUCGCCUGCCGUCUGAACUUCUGGCUCUUAUCUUCGUGUCAUUGCAAACGAUUUGGGAGCCUGUGCAGCGCUCGCAACUUGCUGAUAAUGCCGGACCUUGGAGUCAGAGGUUCGACUAUGCUUGGAUGACAGUGACACACGUUUGUCAUUGGUGGCGGAGAACUGCUCUGCACACCCCAGAUCUAUGGACACGAAUUGCGUGUCAGAAUCUGCCACCUUCAUUCACCGCCACAUUUCUUAGCCGUUCCAAGACGAUGCCACUUUCUCUCGCCAUACAUCGGUCAGGCCUGUCUCCCGACGCUCUUGGCAAUUGGUUGUACACGCCAGUACUACGUCGGACACGGGAGCUCUCCAUCACAGACAUGUCAAUAUCCGAAUUUGGCGCCUGUAUCAGACUUCUCGACGACGACAUGCCCGUUCUAGAAGAGCUCGCCCUAGCUCUUCCGAUCACCGUCCGAUUGUCUGCCGAUCUGGAUGCGCGAUUGGCCGAGUCUUCGUUUCCUCGCCUUCAACGUCUUACAAUCAGAGGGCUGGCAUUGAACUGGAAUUGGCCAAUGUUCGCGUCCGGCCUGACGCAUCUUUCGCUUCAAGCCCAUACACGCGAAAUGAUGCUCAGUGCGAUAUCUCUCGAGCCUCAACUGCUCCCUGUCAUAACAACUAUGAACAGCCUUCGUGCCCUCGAUCUGAGAGACGUCCUGCCACAGCAAUCCGUUUCAUCGACGCAAUACGAGCUUCCAAGAAGCCUUGCGAGCCUCGUCAGCCUUUCAUCCACGGCUAGACUAUCUGCCGGACACAUACCUUUACUCGAGAGAGCGCGAUGCACACGCGGCAUGGUUGUCGUCAGUACUGAAGAUGAACCAGUACUGACACCUAUUGUCCGCGAACUGUUCAAAACCUGGGACGAUGAUCGUUACCCGGCCGUGGAACUUGUUCUCACGAGUCAACACAUCGUCAUGUUUUACGCCAAUGCUCGACCGCGGUCCUUGUGGCGUGUCAGGAUAGACGGAUCCUUCGAGCGUGCAGGCCGAAUGACCUCCAGCAAACAUCUUUGGCUUGCGGAUCCCAAUCGCAUGGGGAUCCCGGGCAUCAGCCGCUGGAGAGUGUAUCCCUACCUUCACCUCCUGCCCAUGAGUGCAUUACGGGUAGUCAGUGUAGCGUCUUCCGUCGCCAAGCACAACUUCCCCGACCCAAACGCCUGGAUAGACGCCUUCGCCGGCGCAACCAAUGUGCGCACGCUCAUUGUGUCGUACCGACGUACCGUGGAUCUCUUCCUCGCUCUUACGGCCAAGUCCGAUCUUGGCACGGAGGCGGGAUUCAAGCUCUUUCCCCAACUCGAAACGCUAGUCUUGCAUGACGGGCUAGUCACGCAGAAGGACGAUAUUGCCUUAAUGGACUUUCUGCAUGUUCGUGAGUCCGGUGGGGCACACCUGCAAGAAUUGAUGGUCGAGGAGAACUUGCUGUCCGCGACAGGCAUAUGGGAUAGCGCUCGGACUGUGACAACCGUCACGACCUUCAAGGCCUGUACGAUGGAUCAAGCGCUGGCUCCCGCGUGA
Molecule: messenger RNA, 1788 nt
Organism: Peniophora sp. CBMAI 1063
Lineage: Eukaryota; Fungi; Basidiomycota; Agaricomycetes; Russulales; Peniophoraceae
Source: the annotation of a GenBank genome assembly